AUGACGAUUGUUGCAUUAUGUUCCAAGAGUAUAUUUAAGCUUUUACCUUCAAGGUUUUUAUUAAUUGGAAAGCGUCACAUCUCAAUCAAAUCGAAAACAUUAGAUAACAUAAUACAAAGUAAAAUGAGCAAGAAAGGUGAUCCAAGAGAUUCAAAAUUAAUUGAAAAAAAAAUUGUACAAGAUACAAAUGAAUGUAAGUGGAUUGGUCUUGAAAAAAUCACAUAUUUAGAUCCAAAUGGCGUUACUAGACAAUGGGAUAGUGCUGUGAGAAAGACUAGAAACUCCGGCGGUAUAGAUGGUAUUGGUAUGUUUACAAUUUUGAAAUACCAUGAUAAUAAAACUCCAGAUCAAGUGUUGCUACAAAAACAGUUUAGGCCUCCUGUAGAAGGUGUUUGCAUCGAAGUUCCAGCUGGUUUAAUAGACGCUAAUGAAGAUGUAGAAACAGCUGCUCUAAGAGAAUUAAGAGAAGAAACUGGUUAUGUUGGUAAAAUUAUUGACGUUGGUCCGGUUAUUUUUAAUGAUCCAGGAUUCACUAACACGAAUAUGUCUUUAUUAACUGUAGAAGUAGAUAUGAGAUUACCAGAAAAUAUUAAUCCAAAGACAGAAUUAGAGGAUAAUGAAUUCAUUGAAUGUUUUACAGUCCCAUUAAGUACAUUUGAUGAAGAAAUGGUUAAGUUAAAUCAACAAGGUUAUAAGUUAGAUGCAAGGGUUCAAAAUGUGGCACAUGGUAUUUGGGUGGCUAAAAAUUAUAAUGUAUUCAAAUAA
Molecule: messenger RNA, 765 nt
Organism: Henningerozyma blattae CBS 6284
Lineage: Eukaryota; Fungi; Ascomycota; Saccharomycetes; Saccharomycetales; Saccharomycetaceae
Gene: YSA1
Product: ADP-ribose diphosphatase
Exons: 1
Coding region: 1-765 (254 amino acids)
Biological process (GO): nucleoside phosphate metabolic process; ribose phosphate metabolic process
Cellular component (GO): nucleus; cytosol
Molecular function (GO): ADP-ribose diphosphatase activity
Source: RefSeq, a predicted model, not a curated record